AUGUCGCAAACAAUGAAGGCUGUCGUGUUCAAGGGACCUCACAAGGUUGAGAUUGAGGACCAUUUAAAGGCCNCUAUCCCCAAGAUUCAAGAAGAUGGAGAUAUCAUCGUCAAGGUCGAGUACACGGCACUCUGCGGCAGGUACGUGUGUGAACUCUGGGUUUGCCUACAAUCUUCUAACCAUGUUGAANGUGAGUUGCACGUCUUCCGUGGCCACCAGGCUUCAGACACUGGUUUCAUCAUGGGCCACGAAUUCACAGGCAGAAUCACCGAAGUUGGCAAGGGCGUGACCACCCUCAAAGAAGGCGAUCUUGUCGUCUCCCCCUUCACCACAUCCUGCGGCGAAUGCUUCUACUGCAAGCACGGAUUUUCGUCUCGUUGCGAAAAGUCUCUGCUGUUCGGAUGCCCCAAGCUUGAUGGUGGUCAAGCCGAGUACGUUCGUAUUCCCACAGCUGAGGGAACAGUCAUGAAGGCACCCGAAGGUCUCGAGAAGGAAGCCCUGGUCCUCAUGGCAGACAUUUUCCCCACCGGCAUGUUUGCAGCCAAGAAUGCAUUCAAGGAGUUGAGCAAGGAAGAGGCUCAGGAAAGCACAGUCGUCUUGCUUGGCCUCGGACCCGUGGGACUGUGUGCACUGGUCAAUGCUCUGGACUACAAGCCCAAGCACCUUCUUGCCAUCGACAGCGUGGAUAGCAGGUUGAAGCAAGCCAAGGAUCUCGGAGCCGAAACCUGGAACUUCCAAACCGACAGAGAAGGCUUGGACAAGAGAGUCAAGGAGCUUACCAACGGCAGAGGUGCAGAUGUUGUCAUCGAGGUUGUCGGUUUGUCGCCUGCGCUCAAGCUCGGUUACGAUCUUCUCAGACCUUGGGGUAUUAUUUCUAGUGUUGGUGUGCACAACGCAGAGAUCCCCUGGACAGGCAACCAAGCAUACAACAAGAACUUGCGUGUUCAAAUGGGUCGUUGCCCUGUCCGCUCGAUCUUCGCAGAAGCGUUGGAGAAGCUCAAGCAAAAGCAACAUCUGCUCGGCUUCAUGUUUGAAAAAGUCAUGCCGCUCUCUCAAGCCUUGGAAGGCUACGAUCUCUUUGACAAGAUGAAGGUGCAGAAAGUCGUGUUUGAGCUUGACCACUAA
Molecule: messenger RNA, 1125 nt
Organism: Aureobasidium uvarum
Lineage: Eukaryota; Fungi; Ascomycota; Dothideomycetes; Dothideales; Saccotheciaceae
Source: the annotation of a GenBank genome assembly